Molecule: messenger RNA, 1166 nt
Organism: Epinephelus moara (kelp grouper)
Lineage: Eukaryota; Metazoa; Chordata; Actinopteri; Perciformes; Serranidae
Gene: cd28
Product: CD28 molecule
Exons: 5
Coding region: 62-787 (241 amino acids)
Biological process (GO): regulation of T cell proliferation; T cell receptor signaling pathway
Cellular component (GO): external side of plasma membrane
Source: RefSeq, a predicted model, not a curated record
GCUCACCAGCAUUUUUGGUGAUUUUUUACUGUCAGUGUGUAACUUUGUGAGAUUCUGUAGGAUGUUCCUGACUCACUGUGUGAUGGUUUGGAUUUUGGGGACAGUCCUCAGCCUCUGCCUGCCUGUGUGCAGCGCUGUGAAGGUGACCCAGCCCUAUAAAGUGGUGAGCAGCAACGGUACGGCACGGGUCCAGUGCUUCGUCCAACCCCAACCCUCCUUCAACCAGAUCCAAGCUUUCUCUGACCAAACCCAGCACUAUCCCUACCCUGACCCUGAGGAGCUCCGUGUGACCCUGCUGAAAGGACUCUACGGCACCCAGGAACUGUGCUCGUCCAUGCUUAACUUCACAGAUCAGGUUGAGGAAGACGCGAAGAAAGAGCGAGAGGUGCAGUGCUCUGCUCAGCUGAGAGAGGGCGCUGUGGAGGUGACAGUGUCUGGACUGAAAGCCAAACACACAGACAUGUACCGCUGUAAGAUCGAGGUCUUCUACCCACCGCCGUACCUGCGACUCACGGGCAAUGGCACACUCAUUCAUGUUUUAGAAAGCUCUGACUGUCCUGUGCUGGAGGCUCAGAGACAGACUGCACACCGGGGUGAUGAAGAAGAGGAUGAUGAUGGGACGGCACCAGUCAGUGUUCCUGUGGUUGUGCUGGUGAUACUGGUCAUGUUUGUGCUCAUCAUCAUUAUCUACUUCCAGGCUCUGCAGUGUAAACAGGAGAGGAGGGAGAUUGUCCGAGCGGCGUCUGCUGUGCUUAAGAAGGUGGAUGCUGCUGCGUUUUCAUGUUAAAACUCUGCAUGAAAAACACACUGAAGAGUCACUUUGGACCCGUUGUGUCCAAACCUGUGUUGUAUCUGCCUAGAAGCAUUAGAAUAUUAUUGAUUUUGAGGGUCAGUGAAAUAUCGGGUCAUUAUUGACCGUGUAUUAUAAAUCACCUCUGUUAUAACUGAGGGUUUUGUUGUCUUUUUUCACAGCUAUAGAAAAAUACCAAAAUGACUUUUGGUGUCUGUGCAGGUAUAAAAUAAUGUUUACGUUGUUGUAAACACACAUUGUAAGAGGCACCUAUAGGAGCUGCAGCCUGGAGGCUCGUCUGUGUACAAACUACUUGUUUGAUUAAAACUGAAUCACUCUGAGUUUAAUGUGGUGAAAUACUCCAGCUAAGAAAAUG